AUGAAGUUCUCAGUCAUCGCACUUCUCUCUGCCAGCGCCCUGGUCUCUGCCGCCCCCGUAGCAGAGCCAGCCCUCGAUGAACGUCAGGCUGCUCAGAGCAUCCAUGAAGCCAUGGUUGCGAAGGGAAAGAAGUACUUCGGUACGUGCGCUGACCAGGGCCGUCUGAACACUGGCUCCAACUCGGCCAUCAUCAAGGCGAACUUCGGUCAGGUCACACCUGAGAACAGCAUGAAGUGGGAUGCCACCGAGAGCUCCAAGGGGAACUUUAACUUCGGCCAGGCUGAUCAACUCGUUUCGUUCGCUACCACCAACAACAAGCUCAUUCGUGGUCACACCACCGUCUGGCACUCGCAGCUCCCAGGCUGGGUCUCAUCUAUCCGCGAUAAGGCCACCCUCACCCAGGUUAUGCAGAACCACAUCACCACACUCUUGACUCACUUCAAGGGCAAGGUCUACGCCUGGGAUGUCAUCAACGAGAUGCUCAACGAGGAUGGCUCCUUCCGCUCGUCCGUCUUCUACAAUGUGUUGGGCGAGGAUUUCGUUCGCAUUGCCUUCGAGACGGCCAAGGCUGCGGACCCAGACGCAAAGCGGUACAUUAACGACUACAACUUGGACCAGGCGAGCUACGCAAAGACGCAGGGUAUGGUGCGCAACGUGAAGAAGUGGAUCGCAGCGGGCAUCCCGAUCGACGGUAUUGGUUCUCAGGGCCAUUUGACCUCCGGCCAGGGCGCCAACGCGCCGGCUGCCAUGGCCGCGCUGUGCGGUGCGGCGUCCGAGUGUGCACUGACCGAGGUCGAUAUCCAGAAUGCGUCUGGAUCGGACUGGACCAACGUCGUCAACGCGUGCAUGCAGCAGAAGAACUGUGUGGGCAUCACUGUGUGGGGCGUGCGGGACAACGACUCAUGGAGACCGCAGGGCAACCCGCUGCUGUUCGACUCGUCGUACAAGGCGAAGUCGGCGUACACCACUGUGUUGAACGCUAUCAACGCGGCGUCUUCAUCUUAG
Paraphaeosphaeria sporulosa is the source of this 1005-nucleotide messenger RNA. RefSeq names its product endo-1,4-beta-xylanase-like protein A precursor. The transcript is spliced from 2 exons. Gene Ontology annotation, molecular function: hydrolase activity, hydrolyzing O-glycosyl compounds. NCBI's taxonomy places the organism in Eukaryota, Fungi, Ascomycota, Dothideomycetes, Pleosporales, Didymosphaeriaceae. The coding region runs from base 1 to 1005 and encodes 334 amino acids. The record is from RefSeq and is a predicted model, not a curated record. Gene Ontology annotation, biological process: carbohydrate metabolic process.